Messenger RNA from Cylicostephanus goldi, 798 nucleotides. The record is from the annotation of a GenBank genome assembly. Lineage: Eukaryota; Metazoa; Nematoda; Chromadorea; Rhabditida; Strongylidae.
AUGAAGACAUCAGAACUGAUCGAUUAUAGUAUGCAAGCGCUUCCAUCGCAACCGGAGUCAUUGUUGUUGUUGGAAACCACAAGCGAAGAUGGUAAAGGAUCCUCGACUAUCCAUCUCAACAUCGGUCUUCAGAAUGGUUGUUUGCUGCGUACCACUGUUGAUAACGUUACUGGAGAUAUGAUGGAUACCAGGACUAGAUAUUUGGGUACUAGACCUGUCAGAGUGUUCCGUGUUCGAAGCCAGAACAAAGACGCUGUUCUCUGCACAUCAUCAAGAUCGUGGCUACUGUACCACUAUCAGAAUCGUUUCCAUUUGACGCCGUUGAGCUAUGUGACAUUAGAAUCUGCGUCGAGUUUCAGCUCAGAACAGUGUUUGGAAGGCAUUGUUGCGAUUGCGGAAAAUACUUUGAGGAUUAUGGCGGUUGAGAAACUUGGUGCUUCUUUCAAUCACAUUAGCUAUCCGUUGAAAUUCACCCCUCGACGGAUGAUUGUGCAUCCACUGGCAACGUGCCUCAUGAUGAUCGAAACCGAUCACGCAGCCUACACUACUGUGACUUUAGACAAGAAAAGAAAUGAUAUGGCCGAUGACAUUGUGCGUCUAGCUACUGACAUGGAGGAGGUGGAAUUGGCAAAAGAGAUUGCUGAUACAUUGCGAAAUAACAAGCCGGAUGAAACUGUGUAUGGAGCCGCAAAGGCUGCUCCUGGGAAAUGGGCUUCUGUCGUUCGUCUGCUGAAUAUCAAGACUGGAGAAAAUGUCUCUACUUUUGAACUGCCACAGGAUGAAGCUGCAAAAUGGUGA